GCCGCCCGCGGGUCGCGGUCCCGCCGGGUCCCCGCUGCCCCCGUGGGUCGGCGUCACUAUUUUCAUUUUCCAGAAAAUGAAACCGAAGCGGGCCGGGGUCACGUGGCGGCGGCGGGCGCGGGCUUAAAGCGCGGCGCGCGCCCGGGCGCCCGCAGCCCCGGCCGGCAUGGAGUGCCGCUCGUGCCGGCGCGGCGUCGGCGACCGCGACAAGUUCUGCAGCCAGUGCGGGGCCAGGCUGCUGCCCGCGGGCCCCGCCGCAGAUCCUGAGAACGACCUCCCUGGGGUGGCCCCUGCCCCUGCCCCACAGGGAGGCUUGGAGCCCGGAGAAGCCCUCAGGGUGGACGAGAACCAGAACCUGCCCCGAAGCUCCGGGGAUUGGCAAGAGAAUCCUGAGGAGCCCAGUGCUGAUGCCUCCUGGACUGUCGUCCAAAGUAAGAAGAGGAGGAGGAAGAACAAGUGCUCCACUUCCUCGGAGCCAGACUCCUUCCCCUCAGCCCCCUCCAGUCUCUCGAGUGUAUCUGUGGCUGCUGACCCUGGGUCUCAGGCCCCAGGCCUGUCCCAGAGCCAUGUCCGGCAGGACGGUCCACGCGGCCAGCCCGCAGACGCAGGGCCGGAGGGAGCGGGCCCCGCCCAGCCGGCUGAGCAGGGCAGCCGCCCCCUUCAGGCUCAGGCGGGGGGAGAGCCAGCUGGCACCGUGGGAGAGAAGGCUCCCAGCAGCCCCGUGCCCCACCACGCAGAACGGGGGGACCGUGAACCCUCCAUGACCUCUGCCGACACCGGCCUCCCCCAAGAGGGGCUCGGCGCAGCCUCCGCUGCCGGCCAGGGCUGCCCCAAGGCCACAGGAGCCUCAGCCUCGGGGCUGCCUGGUGCCACAGCAGAGCCAGCCCAUCCAGCCAGUGAGGCCCGACGAGAGCGGGAAGACAAGGCUCCGAACACAGAGCAGCUGCCCGACGGCGCCCCUGCUGCCAAGGAGGUGGGCCAGGAAGCUGAGACCAAGGGCAAGUUGGCUGUUCCUGGGGAAAUGGGUGAAAGCAGGAGUGGGAAGCCAGAAGAAGGGAAGAAAGCAGAGGGAAAGAGGCCGGAAGAAGGGAAGAAAGCAGAGGAGAAGAAGCAGGAAGAAGGGAAGAAAGCAGAGGAGAAGAAGCAGGAAGAAGGGAAGAAAGCAGAGGGGAAGAGGCCGGAAGAAGGGAAGAAAGCAGAGGAGAAGAAGCAGGAAGAAGGGAAGAAAGCAGAGGGGAAGAAGCAGGAAGAAGGGAAAAAAGCAGAGGAGAGGAAGCUGGAGGAGAACAACAGAAAUUAUGCAGCUGCUGUGAAAAACGAGAAGGAGCAGAGAAACCAGACCACCGCAGUCCAAAAGGCUUUGGCCAGCACCCUGAGCCCCGGAGAAGGUGUCAUGGUGUACUUCCAUGCUAUUCUUUCCAAUCACUUCGCCUUCAAGCCCGACGUGCACAAAGUGUUUGUUAGAGGAGGAGAGAAGCUGGGGAAGCCAGCGUGGAAGAAUGCCUGCGAGCUGCACUACACCAAGGACUUGGGUGCGAACGGGUCUCUGGUGGAGGGCAGCCUCGUCAUCCCCAGGGAGAGCCUGGGGACCCCCAUCCCGUACAAGUACGUCAUCGACCGCGGCGACCAGGCCUCUGGGGAGUACGAGUACAUCUACAAGCCUGUAAAGAAGAAGGGCCAUCACGUGAACCGCUGCCUGUGUGUGCAGCCCGCCCUCCUGGGCACAGGAGACUGGCACCAGUACGAUGACAUCGUGUGCAUGCACCCUUCGAUCGUGAAGAAGGCUAUGAACCUGGUCAUCAACCAGUCGCAGAAGGAGGUCGUGAGGGGGAAGCAGAUCGCGGCCGAGAUCAUGCUGGGCCGGGUGCUCAGCAUCCUGCAGCCCUGGAGUGCCGUCAACCUCGACAGCUUUUUCACCCAGUCCCAGCAGUUCUUCUCUGUCGUCCGAGUGCCUAUGGUGUAUGAAGAGUCCGCGCAGCCGUGGAGCUCGCUGCAGUACGACGAGAUGGAGGUGAAGGGGCAUCUGUGGCAAUGUUUGGAAAGGCAGAUGAAACCGUUUCUGGAUGAAAGGACCAAGGACUCGCUGCCCCAAGACUGUCCCGUGCGGACUAGACUCAGAAUGGGCCUGAUUGUUCUUUUCCAAGUACAAGCCAUGGACUUGACCUUGACCAAGAGUGACCUGGCCUCCCUCUGCCAGCUCCUGGUCCCCACCGCCUCUUCCCCAGCGGCCCUGCACAGCGAGCUGCAGCUCUUCCUCCACACGUCCAUGUCCCAGAGCUACAUUGAAAAAAACCCCAGCAAAGGUGAGAAGCAGCCGUACAAAGCUUCCUGUGUGCCAGGCGCCGCCCCCUGUGCGGAAGCCGCCGUGGGUGCUGGUCGCCAGGCUGCUGCGGCUUUGGAAAGGGCGCAGCCCCGGCCAGGCCGUGGGAAGCUCAGUGGCAACUCGACCUUGGUGUGUGCGUGUGCCAGUCCUGAGUCAGGCCCACGCACCUCGGCGCUCUCGAGUGUGUUUGGAGAUGACUCCAGCCAGAGCCGGUCACGGGGACACAGCGAGGGCGCAGGGCGUCCAGAGGACGGGGAGCGGGCCCAGGCAGUGGGCACUUCCUCUCUGGGCCUCACUGCCUCCUCUGCCCCCACUGAGGGGCCUCCCUUCCCUUGCAGGUGGCAACACUGGCUGCAGAAACUGUGCAACAGGUGUCUGAGAGAGAAGGUGGUCAGUGGGCUGGGCAUCCUGCCCGUCCUGCACUACGUCAUGCAGCUGACCCCGCCCCAAAGGGACAGCCUGAAUCAGCCCGAGGACUGGGCAGCCCUCAAAGGAAUCCGCUUCCCACAGCUUCCGGAAGAAGCGGAGCAUCAGAACCAUAUGCUUCAGUUCAUGGUGAACCAUAAACACUUGCUGCAGGUGGACGCGUACCUCUUCCGGUCCUGGUUCAGUUUGCUGCCUCUGGGAAAGCUGGCUUCCUACAUGGAAAACUCCGUUGAAUACUUGAGUCAGGGGCCUGCUCAAGUCUUCGACUGUUUUGUGGGGGUGCAUUACCAGCUGCGCAGACCUGGAGUGAUCACUCAGCAGAAUGUAGAGGAUGUCAAGGCUGUGUUGAACAUGCUGUUGUACCUCCUGGACAUGUAUCAGCACUCGGCUCUUGGACCGAGUUACUCCCAGUCCUACUUGACCGUGGGCCUGGAGCUCCACCUCACCAUCUGCGGCAGGACCAUGCUGCCGGAUCUCUACGAGGCGCCCGCCUUGUCUGCGCAGCUCCUUUCCGUCAUGGCCAGGCUGGUGGACCAGGCGGAGGGGGCCGAAGCCGAAGCCACCAAGGGCUUGGUGGCCCCUGUCCUCCAGGACGUGCUGAAGGCCACCCAGGUCUGGCUGCACCAAACAUUUAGACACAGAAUGUUCCAGACAUGCGGAUCCCGGGUGCAGUUCACUUACCCCAAGGAGAUAGAGGUGUGGCGGCGGCUGGUGACAAUCAACUUUCCGGUGGAGCUGGGCUGGAAGGAGUCGCUGCUGAGGGACAUGGAGGGGAGGCUCAAGCAGGAGCGUCCACGUGCCCAGAUCUCCAUCUUCUGUGACACUCGCUGGGACGACGCCCACGGCGAGGACAGCGUGGCCAGGAGCUUUGAGAAGUGCGUCGUGGAGGCCGUGAGCGCCGCGUGCCAGUCGCACACCAGCGUCCUCCAGGACCUCUCUUGUCACGAUCUGAGGAGGUUUGGAGUCCUCGCGUCUGCCGUCAUCACCAAGUCCUGGCCUAAGACUGACGGGAAGCCCACGGAGGACCCCCACGAGGUUCUGAAGCACCUGCUCACGUGGCCGGAUGUAAAGCGGCUCUUCGACUUGUACGGGACGAAUGAGAAAAUACUAGCCCACACCACAGAGGAGGGCCGGAGGCUGAUGAACGCCGCUGAAUCCGUGUUCAGAGCAGUCGUGCGUGGCCUCCAGGACGGCACUGUUGUGGUGCAGCAGCUGGAGCUGGUCCUGAAGCACAAGCAGGAGUUCCUCCACCUCUGUGACCUAAAGAGAGAGGACCCUUCAUUCCAGGAGAGCCCGUGGGGAACGCGGGAAGUGCUGCACUGGAGACGCGCCGAGCUGCGGGCUCUGGAGCGGGAGGAGCGGUGUGUGGGCAGCCUGCUGCAGCUCUGUGAGAGGCUCAGGUCCUUCCUGCACGUGGACUUUGGAGAGCUAGAAGCUCGACACCGGGAGGACCUCAGCCGCAAGAGACUGAAUGAAGUUGUGAGCGUGACUCCGCCCUCCCGCUCCUUCUCCAAGCCCAAGACUCAUUACAACCUGCAGCCCGAGAUCCAGGAGAUGGCCUCCCGAAUGGACCUGCUGAAGGACAGCCACGUCUUCCACGUGUUGUGGGAGAGCAUGGUGGAGCCGCUGAACGGCCUGGACCAGGAGCCCGAGAAGCCAGUCAUUCCGCUCAGCUCCCUGCACGAGCACCUGUUCUCGCCCUGCUAUGAGAGGUUCACCAAGCUCUACCGGGAUCUGAAGUCCGCAGACAUCACCUUCCAGGAGAUCGCAGACACCUUCAAGGACUUUGUCGGUAAAUAUGAGGAGCUGACUGCCGACCUGCGUGUCAUGUGCAUGCUGGAGCCCGAGGCCCCCGAGGACUGGAUUCCAGAGCGGGUCAGCCAGAUCAAGGAGUACCACAGCCUGCACCAGGCCGCCAGCACCGCCAGGGUCAUCUGCCAGGUCCAGAGGAACUUGGGAUUGACCGGCGACUUCAGUGUCCUCUCUACUUUGUUAAGCUUUAGCGAGGACUUUGAGACCUACCGCCGCAAGAAGCUGGCCCAGAUCAGCCGGCAGCUCAUCCACACCAAGAAGCUGCUGGCUGACAUCGGCGCCGCGCGCCGCCGCUGCCUGGAGGAGCUGUCCCUGCAGACGGAGCUGGUCGCCUGGCUGCGGGAGGCGCUGGGAGACAUCAACGGACUCAAGGUGUUUGUGGACCUGGCUUCCAUCUCGGCCGGGGAGAACGACAUUGACGUGGACCGCGUGGCCUGCUUCCAUGAUGCCGUGCAGGGCUACGCGUCCCUGCUGUACAAGCUGCACCCCGAGGCGGGCUUCCCCGAGUUCAGGGAGCUUCUGCAGGAGCUCUGGGAGGCGCUGGACAAAGACCCGCACCUGCCCCACAAGCUGAGAGAUUCUGCCCGGAACUUGGAGUGGCUGAAGACGGUGAAGGAAAGCCACGGCUCCGUGGAGCUCUCCUCCUUGUCUCUGGCCACUGCGAUCAAUAGCAGGGGAAUCUAUGUGAUCGAGGCACCCAAAGGCGACCAGAAGGUGUGCAUGGAUGCUGCGCUGCACCUGCUUCUCCCCGAGAGCCACGGCGCCACGGACGCCGCGCGAGACUACUCGCUGGAGGAGCUGAAGGAGCUUCUGAACAAGCUGAUGCUGAUGUCUGGCAAGAAGGAUAACAAGCACGUGGAAAUGGAGACGUUUUCCGAGGUGUUCUGCAGCGUUCAGCGGCUUUGCCAGGCUUUCAUCAACCUGUACUCCGCUGGAAACAUGCUCUUCAGGACCUGGACGGUAGAGAUCUACUGCAGCCCCAGGCAGGGCACCUCCAUCCGCAUGGACUUCGGCCUGGAGCAGGUGGGCCAGCUGUCAGAGAGUGGGGACGUCAUCGAGUGCCUUGAAGCCCUCUGCAGGCAGAUGGAGCACUUCCUGGACCGCUGGAUGAUGGAGGUGACCCAGAAGCGAGCAGAACACUUUUACCUCAAUUUCUACACGGCAGAGCAACUGGUCUACCUGAGCACCGAGCUCAGGAAGGGGAACCCCAGCACCGAGGCCCUGACCAUGCUGUCCUUCAUCAAAGACAGCUGCACAGCCAGCGAUGUCCUCCAGGCCACGGAGGCGAGCAUUAGCACGGCUGCCAGAGACCUCGAGGCGAAAGUGAGGAUGAGCCUUCAUCUCCUCCUCUCCUGCACGUCCUGCCUGGUGCCCAGGCUGAGGAUCAUCAUGGACAAGUCCCUAGUGUGCAUCAGUGCCUUCCUGCCUGGGUGCUUGGACCUGGAGGCCCUCGGCCACUGUCUGGCUCAGCUGGCCAGGCAGGCUGGGCCUCCCGUCCAUCGCUCCCUCCCCAGGGGCCUGUGUGUGGGCCAGCCCAACCUGGUCCUGUGUGGCUACUCAGAGGUGCUGCCUGCUGCCCUGGCCCUCUACAUGCAUGACCCACGCCAGCCCCUGCCCACCUUUGAUGAGGUGCUGGUGUGCACCCCACAGACCGAGUUCGAGGAGGUGGCCCUGCUCCUGCGCCGCUGCCUCACCCCAGGCUCCGGGGGCCGCAAGGUCUACAGCCUGCUGUUUGCCGACCAGCUCAGCUACGAGGUGGGCUGCCGGGCCGAGGCGCUCUUCCAGAGCCUGUGCUCACGCCCCCACCGCCACGAGUACCAGCUGGUCAUGGUGUGCGACAGCACGCGGGAGCACUGCUACCUCCCCUCCGCCUUCAGCCGGCACAAGGUCCUCCUCAUCCCUCAGGCUCCACUCAAGGACAUCCAGGCCUACCUGAAGCAUCAUUUCCAGGUCCCGGAGCAGACCCCGUCAGCAGCGGCAGCGUUCAAAGACGGGCUGUGUGUGGGGCUGGUGACCUCGGAGAGGGCGGGUGUCGGGAAGUCCCUCUAUGUGCAGAGGUUGCAUGGGAAACUGAGAAAGCAGUUAAAGCAUCAAAACGUGCCUUUAAAAACCAUUCGGCUGACGGAGCCUCGGGUGGAUGAGAACUACGUCCUCGGCUCCCUCCUGCCUUUCCUGGACAAGAGAUAUCAGCAGAUACCCGUGAUAUUCCACCUGGACGUGACCAGCUCCGUGCAGACUGGGAUUUGGGUGUUUCUUUUCAAACUCCUCAUUUUGCAAUACCUCAUGGACGUGAGGGGGAAGAUGUGGCUCCGGAACCCACGCCACUUAUACCUCGUGGAAAUCUCGGAGAGGAGCUCAGAGCGGCCAGUGCAGCCCUCUAAGCUGAAUUCACGUCUCCCUCCCUUCAGGUUUCUUGACGUCUUCCCCAAAGUCACCUGCCGACCUCCCAAGGAAGUGAUCAACCUGGAGCUGACUCCCGGGGAGAGGCUCGGGGAGCCGGGGAUGGAUCCGACGGCGUUCCGAAGUGAGGCUUUCCAGAGACCUUUCCAGUACUUGAAACGCUUCCAUCGAAAAGAAAACCUAGACAGCUUUGAGUACCGGAAGGGCUCCGUGGAAGGCACCCCGGGGGAGUGCCUCCAACACCUCCUCAUCUACUGUGGGGUGGUGAACCCGUCCUGGUCCGAGCUGCAGAACUUCACUCGUUUCCUGAACUGUCAGCUGGGAGACUGUGAGAACUCGCUCUUCUGCAAACUAGAUUUUGUGGGGGACACGCUGAGGGGCUUCAAAAACUUUGUGGUUACCUUCAUGAUCUGCAUGGCGAGAGAUUUUGCCACCCCCACUCUUCACACCUCCGACCAGAGCCCCGGCAGUCACCUGGUCACCAUGGACGGGGUAACGGAAGAAGACCUAGCGCCCUUCUCUCUCCGCAAGAGGUGGGAGUCAGAGCCCCACCCGUAUGUCUUCUUCAAUGGCGACCGCAUGACCAUGACCUUCAUUGGCUUCCACCUCCAGCCCAAGAAGAACGGCUUUGUGGACGCCAUCAAUCACCGCAGCGGGCAGGUGAUCAAGAGCAACGUCAUGACCACAGAGCUGUACCAGGGGCUCUUGCUUCAGAGGGUCCCCUUCAAUGUCGACUUCGAUCGCCUGCCCAGACAUGAGAAACUGGAGCGCCUCUGCCUGGCCCUGGGCAUCCCGUGGGCCACCGACCCCGAUGAGACCUAUGAGCUCACCACCGACAACAUGCUGAAGAUCCUGGCCAUCGAGAUGCGCUUCCGGUGUGGCAUCCCCGUGAUCGUCAUGGGAGAAACCGGCUGCGGGAAGACCAGGCUCAUUCGGUUCCUCAGCGACCUGAGACGCGGCGGGGUCCCUGCGGACACGUUGCAGUUAGUGAAGGUCCACGGGGGAACAACCGCAGCCACGGUCUACUCCAGAGUCCAGGAGGCGCAGGAGCUCGCCAUCGAGAACAGGGAUCGACACCAGCUGGACACCAUCUUGUUCUUUGAUGAGGCCAACACGACAGAAGCCAUUAGCUGCAUCAAGGAAGUGCUGUGCGACCAGACGGUGGGGGGGGACCCCUUGGAGAGGGAUUCCGGCCUGCAGAUCAUCGCUGCCUGCAACCCUUACCGGAAGCACUCCGAGGAGGCGAUCAGCCGCCUGGAGUCGGCCGGCUUGGGCUACCGGGUCAGGGCCGAGGAGACCGCCGAAAGGCUGGGCUCCAUCCCCCUGAGGCAGCUGGUCUACCGGGUGCACGCCCUGCCGCCGAGCCUCAUUCCCCUGGUGUGGGACUUCGGGCAGCUGAACGCCGCGGCGGAGAAGCUGUACAUCCGGCAGAUCGUCCAGAGGCUGGUGGGCCGUGUGGAGGUGGACGAGCCCCACGCCCACGUGAUCGCACGCGUGCUGGCCGCCUCUCAGGCCUUCAUGCGGAAGAGGGAGAACGAGUGUGGUUUCGUGAGCCUGCGGGACGUGGAGCGCUGCGUGAAGGUUUUCAGGUGGUUUCACCACCACAGCGCGAUGCUCUUAGCAGAGCUGAACGCCUUUCUCUGCCAGUCCGAAGUCAGCGGGGACGACUUCGACAGAAACCCCGUGCUCUGGUCUCUGGUCAUGGCCAUUGGCGUAUGCUACCACGCCUCGUUGGAAGACAAGGCGUCCUACCGGAGAGCCGUCUGUCCCUGCUUCCCGGAGCCGUACAACGACAGCACGGUCAUCCUGGAGGAGAUCACUCGCACGCAGGACCUUUUUCUGAACGGGGUACCCCUCAGGAAAACCAUCGCCAAGAACCUGGCCCUGAAGGAGAAUGUCUUCAUGAUGAUCGUCUGCAUUGAGCUCCGGAUCCCACUCUUCCUCGUGGGGAAGCCGGGCAGCUCCAAGUCUCUCGCCAAGACCAUCGUGGCAGACGCCAUGCAGGGCCAGGCCGCCCACUCCAGCCUGUUCCGCAGGCUGAAGCAGGUCCACCUGGUGUCCUUCCAGUGCAGCCCCCACUCCACCCCCCAGGGCAUCAUCGGCACCUUCAGGCAGUGUGCCCGCUUCCAGCAGGGCAAGGACCUGCAGCGCUACGUCUCGGUGGUGGUGCUGGACGAGGUGGGGCUGGCGGAGGACUCCCCCCGGAUGCCCCUGAAGACGCUGCACCCCCUGCUGGAGGACGGCUGCAUCGAAGACGACCCGUCCCCCCACAAGAAAGUCGGCUUCAUUGGCAUUUCCAACUGGGCCCUGGACCCUGCCAAGAUGAACCGUGGGAUCUUCGUGUCCCGGGGUCGUCCCAACGAGCAGGAGCUCCUGGAAAGCGCCAGGGGCAUCUGCUCUUCCGACGCCAUGGUUCAGCGCAGAGUCGAGGUGUACUUCGUGCCCUUCGCCAGGGCCUACGAAGCGGUGUGCCGGAGACAGGACAAGGAGUUCUUCGGGCUCCGCGACUACUACAGCCUCAUCAAGAUGGUCUUCGCCUGGGCCAGGGCCUCCGACCGCAAGCCUGCCCCGCAGGGCAUCGCCCACGCCGUCCUUCGCAACUUCAGCGGCAAAGACGACAUCCCGGCCCUGGACAUUUUCAUGGCCAGCCUCCCCGAGGCCAGGUACGCCGACAGAGUCAGCACUCUGGAGCUGAUCCGGCAGAACGUGUACGGGGCCCCGGGGAGCGCGCCCGGCGAGGGCCCGGAGGAGGCCGAGUGCCGCUACCUCCUCGUGCUCACCAAGAACUACGCGGCCCUGCCCGUCCUGCAGCAGAUGCUGGCUGGGGAGGCCCGGCCGCCCGAGAUCAUCUUUGGCUCCAGCUUUCCCCAGGACCAGGAGUACACCCAGAUCUGCAGGAACAUCAACCGGGUGAAGAUCUGCAUGGAGACGGGCCGCACCGUGGUGCUGCUCAACCUGCAGAACCUGUACGAGAGCCUGUACGACGCGCUCAACCAGUACUACGUCUACCUCGGGGGCCAGAAGUAUGUGGACCUGGGCCUGGGCACGCACCGCGUCAAGUGCCGCGUCCACGCCGACUUCCGGCUGGUCGUCAUCGAGGAGAAGGACGUGGUGUACACGCAGUUCCCGGUGCCGCUCAUCAACCGGCUGGAGAAGCACUACCUGGACGUCCAGACCGUGCUGGAGGGCUGGCAGAAGGACGUCGUGCGUGAGCUGGCCGCCUGGGCGCGGGACUUCGCGGAGGUGAGGAGCCAGCAGUUCACGGCCAGGCACGGGUACCGCGCCGAGGACGUCUUUGUCGGCUACCACUCGGACGCCUGCGGCUCCGUGGUGCUACAGGCCACGGAGCGGCAGCGCCCCGGGGACCUGGCCGCCGAGGAGCUGCACGACCGGGUGCUGGAGGCCGCCAAGCUGGUGCUGCUGGACUGCGCCACGCCGGACGCCGUGGUGCGCCUGGGCGCCUGCGCGCUGGACGCCCACACCGCCCAGCGGCUGGCGGCGAGCUACUACCACGCGCAGCAGCACGACUCCUUCGCGGACUUCCUGCAGGCUCACCUGCGCACCGCACGCCCGGGGCCCCGCGCCGCCCUCACCGAGGUCACGACUUUCUCCAGGCUGCUCACAAGUCACGACUGCGAGGCCUUAGCGGCGGAGCUGCAGGGGCUGGCCUCGAGGCCCACGCUGCUGUGCCUGCAGCAGUUCGACACGGAGAGCUCGUUCCUCAGGGAAGUCAGAAACUGCCUAACGAGCCCGGCGGGGAACAAAAUUCUCAUCAUCCAGAUCGACUUCGACGACAGCACGCAAGGCGCCCGGCUGCUCGCCUCGGCAAAAUAUUCUGCCAUCAACGAGAUCAACAAAAUAGAAGAGACGGGGGACCGGAUAUUCGUUUAUUUCAUCACAAAACUGUCCCGGAUGGGAAGCGGGCUGCCCUAUGUGGGGUUCCAUGGAGGGCCGUGGCGGUCUGUGCACAUCGACGACCUCCGGAGGUGCACGCUCAUGGCCUCGGAUGUGACGAAGCUUCAGAGUGUCACCAUCAGCCAGCUGUUCCGGCCAGGAGACGGCCCCGUGCCCAAGCCGAGAGAGGAAGGCGACCAGGAGAACGGCGUGGACAUGGACAGCGCCGCGUCAGGGGCGGUGUGCGGGACCGAGCCGGAGUCGGGGGGCCCCGAGGCGAUGGAGUGGGCGGCCUCCGGCCCAGGAGAGGCUGAGGUGCUGGACACCACGCGGCUGCUGCGGGGCUGCGUGCCGGGCGCGGUGGGCAUGCUCAGGGACCGCGACGAGCGCGGCUCCCGCAACAUGAGGAGGGUCGCCAUCCUCCUGGGCCUCCUGGACGGCGAGCCGGGAGCCGACGCCGCUUUCUUGCGAGUGUGCAAGAUGCGCCUUCAUGUUCUUCUCCACAAGCAAGAGGAGAACCUGCCCCCCGGCCUGAAGGCGUGGGUCUCCAGGGAGGCGGCGAAUCAGGACGCCCUCCAGGAGGCGGGCACGUUCAGGCACACCCUUUGGAAGCGGGUGCAAGGCGCGGUCACCCCCCUGCUGGCCAGCAUGAUAGCGAUCACGGACCGCGACGGCAACCUGGAGCUGCUGACCAGGCCCGCCUUGCCCGCCUGGGUGCCGGAACUCUGGAUGUUUAUCUUCAGUGAUGUGAAUUUCCUGAACAUUCCUCUCGUGGUGAAUAACACGGCACACCAAGGUGAGGUGCCGCCCAUCGUGGUGCAGAGUGACAUGGGGCUUCCCGAGCACGCGUCCAACAGCGUCCCGUUCAGCUGGAGAAUCAAGGACUAUGUGGAAGAGCUGUGGAUCCAGGCUCAGUAUAUCAGCGAUGCUGACGGAUCCUCUCGGAAGUUGGUGGAAAUCUUCCAGAAGACUCCCCUGGGCAGGUUUCUCACUCGGCUCCCUGCAGAACAGCAAGAGGAACUCAUGGAGGACUACGCAAAGGACUUCCUGCUCUUGACCAGAAGGGUGUCCAGCCGCCAGGAGCUCAGGCUCCUGCAGAUGGCCCUGCUGUCCUGCACCAACGACCUGCGCGCGGCGGGCGAGCUGCCGGAGGCGCCGCCCUCCUUGCCGUGGGUGCACCUCGCCCACCGGCGCUUCCGGCCUCGGCUGCAGACCCUCGCCUGCAUCCUGAGCAUCUGCCCGCGGCUGCCGCAGAGCCUCGCCCGGUACGACGAGAACUUCCGGCACGUCGCUACGCAUCGGCUGAUACUGGACGCGUCUGCGGCGAUGGGCUGCGUGCGGGAGCUGGAGGAGCUCCUGAGGCCGAGCCCCGAGGCCUGGCUGCGGCUGGUCAAGAGCCUGUCCGUGCCGCUGGAGCUGGCGUGCUCCGACGCGUACGUGCGGGACUGCUGGGCCCAGGCCGCCGCGAUCCUCCGGGACGCCAGAACCUCCUGGAACCGCAUCUACUCCGUGGCACUCUUCGUGGAGCACGUGCUUCUGGAGACGGAACGCCAGCUUCCCGAGCUCGGCCCGCUGGUCAGGGAGUCCGUCCUGAUCCUAGACAGGUGUCUGCAGGACAACUCUGACAUGAAGACCUACGAGCCUUUCGCGGCGGUGACGAACAUGCUUCGCGACUGCAAGGACACUUGCUUAGCCCGGUUUGGCCUGCAGCCGUGCGUCUUCUGCCUGGGGGACCCGCGGGACCCCGUGUGCCUGCCCUGCGGCCAUGUGUACUGCCUGCCCUGCAUCCGGAGCUGGCUGGUCCCCGGGCAGCUGCAGUGCCCAGACUGCCUGACCGACCUGCCCGACGACUUCUCCCUGACGGUCUCCCAGGAGCACAGGAUCGCCAUUGAGAAGCACGCGCGGUUCCGGCACCUGUGCAACUGCUUCUUCGUGGACCUGGUCUCCACCAUGUGCUUCAAGGAUGGCGCUCCCCCCGAGAAGAAGGUGGUCGACAGCCUGCUGUCCUUGCUCUUCGCACAGAAGCAGCUCCCGCGUGAGGCUCCCCAAAGACAGCGGGAGCACACCAAGUGCCUCUCCCCAUUCAACGACGUGGUGGACCGGACGCCGGUCAUCCGCUCCGUGGUCCUGAAGCUGCUUCUGAAGUACAGCUUCCGGGAAGUUAGAGAUUACAUUCAGAAUUACCUGUCCCAGUUAGAGAAGAAGGCAUUCCUGGCUGAAGACAAAACCGAGCUGUAUUUACUCUUCAUCAGCUGUCUGGAGGACUCCAUGCACGAGAAGACAAGUGCUUUGUCCAAAAGCAACGAGCUGAGCCACCUGAGAGAGGAAGGCCAUUUUCUUUCGACGUAUUUCCCCGGGGGAGGAGACCCCGAAGCGGCCCCCCCGGCCUCGGUGGGGUACCUGCAGGAGGUGGCCAGGAUCCGGCUGUGUCUGGACAAGGCUUCCGACUUCCUCUCGGAGCAUCAGGAGGGCGGAGAGCUGGCCGAGGGCAAGCGACGCUUCCUGCGCCAGGUCGAGCGGUUCUGCACCCGCACCGGGAACGACUGGCACCGCGUGUACCUGCUGCGGAGGCUGUGCAGCCAGCGCGGCCUGGGCUUCCUGCAGGGCCUGACCCGGCGGGGCCACCCGCUCCGGUGGGUGCUCCCCCCACCCGUGCUCGCGGAGCAGGAUACUCAGGGCCAGAUGGAUGCGUUCCUGGUCCACGGGGAGGAGUACAAGGCUCUUCGUGACGCGGUGGGCAAAGCCAUGCUCGAGUGCAAGACCGUGGACGUGGGACGGACGCUCAAGGCCUCUAGGAGCCCCAGAACUCGGCAGGCCGCCCUGCUGCUGCUGGCGCUGUACCGGGAGGUGGCCGCCCUGCACCGCUCCCCGAAGCCCAGCCUCCGCCCCAGCCCCGAGCAAUGUGAGGCUAUGAGCAGAUUCAUCACGGAGAGCAAGCUCCUGGCUUCUCAGGAAGUCAGGCGCUUUGCCACAUCCCUCGUGGACAGUACGCUGCCCCUGCUGAGGACAGGGCCCGGUGACAGCGGCCUCGAAGGGACAGUGAUAGAAAUGGCCAUUCACACCGCCUCGGUCCUUCUCUGCGGGCAAAACAAAGCACUGGAACCCUUGAAGAACCUGGCCUUCUCCCCGGACAAGAUGGUGGAUGCUUUCCUUCCAACCAUGCCUGAAGACCUGCUGGCUCAGGCGCAGCACUGGAUGGCCCUGCAGCAAGUCAAGUGGUACACCUGUCCCAAUGGCCACCCGUGCUCUGUCGGAGAGUGCGGCCAGCCAAUGGAGCAGAGCAAGUGCCCGGACUGCGGAGCUCUGGUCGGAGGCAUCGACCACAGGCCUAACCCCGGCUUUGAGGUGAUCGGGGACCACGUUGCAGACAGGACUCAGACUGGCCACGUGUUAGGAGCCCCGCAACCCGCUAGUGUGGCCGUGGCAUCUGAUAGACCGCUGUCUCCUGUGGUCUUCCUCCUGCUCCGCUUACUCACUCACCUCACUAUGUUUUGGGGAGCUGCCCAGAGCCCGCAGGCGGUGUUCCGCAUCAUCAAGCCUCCGGUGAGGGACCCCCAGGGCUUCCUGCAGCAGCACAUCCUCAGGGACCUGGAGCGCCUUGCCAAGACGCUGGGCAAGGGCGCCGACGAGACCACCCACGCCGUGCACGCGCUGCUGGGCAGCCUCCUCGGGGAGCCGCGCCCCGCCUCCCGCCUGAGGCCAUUAGAUUUUGAUGCAACAUGGUCAACCAAAGGACAGAGGAACAAUUGGGAAAAAUACAUUGAAGCUCUUCUUCUACCUGAGCUGAACCAUCUCGAUAAAACCCUGCUGGAUGUGCGUGAUAUCAUCAGCCAAGAUGAGCGGAUCAGCUCUGACCCUGUGGCUAAAAUCAUAUAUGGAGACCCAGCCACCUUCCUGCCCCACCUGCCCCGGAAAAGUGUGGUUCACUGCUCCAAGAUCUGGAGGUGCAGGAAGAAGAUCACCGUUGAGUAUCUCCAGCACAUUGUGGAACAGAAAAAUGGCCAAGAAGCAGUGCCGCUCCUCUGGCAUUUCCUCCAGAAGGAAGCAGAACUGAGGCUGGUGAAGUUCUUGCCCGAGAUUUUGGCUCUGCAGAGGGAUCUGGUGAAACAAUUCCAGAAUAUUCCAGAAGUGGAAUUCUGUUCCAUCCGAGGCUUUAUUAGCAGUCACAGUUCAGAUGGGCUGCAGCAGCUCUUCCACCGCCGGGUCGCCGUCUUCCUGUCCACGUGGAACGCGCUGAGGCGCUCCCUGGAGACCCACGGGGAAAUCAAGCUCCCCACGGACUACUGCCGCGCUGACCUGGACCUGGACAGCGAGUUCGAGGUCAUCCUGCCCCGGCCCCGGGGCCCCGGCCUCUGUUCCACUGCCUUAGUCCGCUACUUGAUUCGCCUCCACAACGAAAUCAUCUACUCCGCGGAGAAGUUCUCCAAGGAGAACAACAGCUACUGCGUGGACGCCUCGGAGGUGGCCGACCUGCACGUCAUCACGUACGACGUGGAGCGGGACCUGAUGCCCGUGAUCCUCGCCAACUGCCAGUACCAGGUGCAGCAGGGCGGGGAGACCCUGCAGGACUUCGACCUGGAGAAGAUCCAGCGGCAGAUCCGCAGCCGCCUCCUGCAGGGCAAGCCCCGGCUCACGCUCAGGGGGAUCCCCACGCUGGUAUACAGGCAUGACUGGAACUAUGAACAUCUCUUCAUGGACAUCAAGCACAAAAUGGAACAGCACCCGCUCCCCAGCUCCGCCACCAGCGCCAUCGGUGGGCAGCUGCAGUCCUACAGCGACGCCUGCGAAGCACUGUCUGUCGUCGAAGUGACUCUGGGCUUCCUGAGCACGGCUGGAGGAGACCCCACAAUGCAGCUGGACAAGUACGUCCAGGACGUCCUGCGCAUGGGGGACCAGAUGAGCCCCGUCCUGAAGGCCCUGAGCAGAUGCCAGCUGAGACACGCCGUCGCCCUCUGGCAGUUCCUCUCCGCGUAUAAGUCAGAGCAGCUCCUGCGCCUGAAGAGAGAGCCCUUCCGGGACUUCAGUCAGCAGUACAAAGCAGACCUCAGCCCAGAGCACGCCAGGCUCCUCCGGGCCUUCCUGAACCUUCCGGGCCUGGAUGCCUUCCUCCUGGAGCUGCACGAGAUGAUGGUGCUGAAACUCAGGGGCGCCCAGAGCCACAGCAGCUUCAACCCCGACUGGAGUCUGAGGGACACUCUGGUAAGUUACAUGGAGACGAAAGAGAGUGAAGGCCUUCCAGAAGUGGCCUCCCAGUUCCCAGAGGAGAUCACCAUGUCCAACUGCAUCUCCGUGUGGAAAGCAGCGGCCGCCAGGAAGCAGGAGCGGCAAGGGCGGUAGCACGGCUCCCCCUCCCUUCCCGUCAGCCUGGAUCCCACAGGGACUGUGGCUGCCCGUGCUCGGGAGAGGGCCGGCGCAGCACGGGCUCGGGGCAGCAUGCCCGGACGAGCACACAGCUGUUCCUGAAACACGCAUCUUCUGAGACCUGUGCGUCAGGAGCUGAGAGGAAGAAUGACGCUGGAAAGCAACGACCUCCUGUGCUUCCCAGGAGGCAAAGCCGUGCUGCGGUCAAGGUCCCACCGGCACGCGUGCCUCCAGCCCGCCUGCCGCCUACCUCGUGACCGCUAGGGACGUGCGUCUUCCUUACAUCAUCACUAUUGGGAGGGAGAAAGCUCAGGACUACUCAUCUCCCUUCUACUGUUUGUGCAUACCUGCGCACACGCACUUGUGCAUACACACACACACAAUCUCGUUUUCUUCUCAGUUCUUUAACUUGAUACUGUCCAUAUUUCUUGGUUUCAAAAAAAAUAUGAAAACGUGGUCCUUGCCUCCCAUCUUCUCACUAACCCAAAGAAAGCCAGGUGUCUACAACACUUCUUAAAGCCCCAUGAACAAGGGCUGAGCCGGGCCUCACAAAUAAACCACUGCCAAGGUCCUCAGGACCAGAGCCAAGUGCCAGGAGGAGCCUGGCCUAGCGUUAGGGGUGUUCUCAGUCUUCGCUUCCCUUGGAUAAAAUGCACAGGUGCACUGGCCGCCAAAGCUCCUUCCAACUCCAGGUCUUGAGAUUCUAAAGGAAAGCUUACCAACGUCAACUCUGACUGAAGGCGUGUCUGGGCAGUGCUGUAGGGCACUGUCUAGCACAGUAAGCACAGUCUUGGUUAUGUCUCAGCAUCCCAAGUUUAUGGCUAUCUGGUCUGAAUCACAACCAAGGAUGUGACUUGAAGUACAACGUCGUUUACAUUUCUGAAGGAAAAGAGCCCCCCUUGACCUUUUCUCAUAACCACUGUCUCUUGUCAAGUUUACGUGGAUAUCCUUGAUGUGUCUGGACUAACUCAUGUGCCUGACAGCCCCGCCCUAGUUCAUAGCGAGAUCAGGACAACCAGUGUGGCUGGAAGUGACACUCACAUUUCCUUCACAUACUUUUGAAAUGCGUUAAGAACUCAACCACUCUCAGGCCCAUCUACUAAAUUAUUUUUUUGCCAGUCCUGGGGCUUGAACUCGGGAUAUGAGGAACUUCUUUUGCUCAAGACUACCACUCUACCACUUGAGUCACAGCGUCACUUCCAGCUUUUUCUGUUUAUGUGGUACCGAGGAAUCAAACCCAGGGCUUCAUGCAUGCUAGGCAAGCACUCUACCACUAGGCCACAUUCACCCACUAUUAUUUUUUAAAAGAUGUUUCAUUUUAAUAUGUUUUGCUUCAAAGCCUUAACUAUGAUAUCUAGCAUAACUAUACUUGCCAUGUUUUAAUAAACUUGAAUUUUGAUGAAAAGGAAUACUCUGUGGCCAGAACUUUAAUUUAUGGCACAAAGACCUCGGUUGGGCAUUUGAGAAUGAUUUUGGUUUUCUAUGGAAAUGUUCUUGCAGGAUUAUUGUAUCCAUGAAGUAUAGGAUUCAGAACACAAAAUGUAUGCCACUGUUUAGACUGUAAACCUUUUCCCUGGACAGCAC
This is a messenger RNA of Perognathus longimembris pacificus (Pacific pocket mouse), 17800 nucleotides long. It is a transcript of the gene Rnf213, whose product is annotated as ring finger protein 213. Gene Ontology annotation, biological process: ubiquitin-dependent protein catabolic process; sprouting angiogenesis; negative regulation of non-canonical Wnt signaling pathway. Bases 167 to 16192 code for a protein of 5341 amino acids. Lineage: Eukaryota; Metazoa; Chordata; Mammalia; Rodentia; Heteromyidae. The record is from RefSeq and is a predicted model, not a curated record. Gene Ontology annotation, cellular component: nucleolus; membrane; cytosol. The transcript is spliced from 68 exons. Gene Ontology annotation, molecular function: metal ion binding; ubiquitin-protein transferase activity; ATP hydrolysis activity.